Messenger RNA from Acyrthosiphon pisum (pea aphid), 4061 nucleotides. RefSeq lists its product as uncharacterized. The coding region runs from base 1448 to 3661 and encodes 737 amino acids. NCBI's taxonomy places the organism in Eukaryota, Metazoa, Arthropoda, Insecta, Hemiptera, Aphididae. Gene Ontology annotation, molecular function: DNA binding. Gene Ontology annotation, cellular component: nucleus. The record is from RefSeq and is a predicted model, not a curated record. The transcript is spliced from 4 exons.
UAUAAUAUACAAAUUUAUGAUCACUCGACCGGACGACUAGGUAAAUAUAAUGAUAAUUAUUAUUAUUAUUACUAUUAUUAAGCAUCUAAGCGCGGAAUUCGGUCAACAAAGAGAAUAUUUUGUCGAUUUUGUCGAUUUUUUUUAUAUAUAUUCCGAGUGAAUGAACAUUAUUUCAUUGCGCGUAAGACUAUACAUAAUAUAAUAUACGCAUGAGGUAGGUAUAGUGUUUCGUUCAUGUACUGCACGUGGCGUCCGCGUCCACCCAUGUCGGACAGAUUAUAUAGUGAAUUAACCACCUACUAAUUCUAUAUGUGUACUUAAUACAGUUACAAGUCGUUUGAGUCUCGUUGUUCAUAAAUAAUGUAUUUAUGCGUUAUAUAUACCACUUAAAUAAUAUUAGUUUAAUGACUUCCGAAUAGGUAUAUAAGUACCUAUCACGCAUAGUGGGUAUCACUAUAUAUGGCUUUUUGUACGCUGUGUACAACUAUUAAUACUAUAUGUAUUCGUAUGAGUAAUAAGUAAUAAGUAAUAAGCUUAGUGGAUUGAAUGAACCACGGGUGCUACGUGCGCAUAAUAAUAAUAAUUUCAAUAUGUUAUAGGUAGGUAAUGUUUCGAGUUUUUUCCGAGAAUUGUUCCGUAAUAUCGUAAUCCGAACUGAAGUCUAAAAUUCAAAGCGCGUAAUAAAUGUACGAUUUUUAAUGAAAAAAUAUUUUUGUUUUUAAUUAAAAUAAGCAAUCUUUUUCAUUUAAUUAUUUUUUUUCAAAGUACUCGAUAAUAGUCACACACUCACACUAGGCACCAGUCCAACGCUAAUAGCCGUGAAGACGUUCCUCGCGCUCAAGUACAAUUCACCGACACCGAAAUAAUAAUGCUCAGUAAUUAUAUUUUAUAUAAUUAAUUAUUCCUAUUCGUAUUUUAAAAUAAAUGUUUCCAAUUAAGUAAUAAUUAUUAAAUAUGUUAUUAUUUGACGGAAUUUCAAACUUUCAACAGGUUUACAAGCUGUCUGUAUAGUUUAAUAGUUACGUUGCGGUUGUUAAUUAUUAUUAUUUUCAAUGUUUCAUAAAAAUUAUUUAUUGAGUUUUACUCACUUGUUAUAACAAUAUUAAUAAAUGUAGGGUAAAGUAGGCAGUUAUUGGCACUGUUGUAGUUAUUGGCAUAGCGAAAUAGCAUUAUUGAUAAAUAGCUCUGUAUUUGUCUUUUCAAUUUCUUUUUUUUUUUAAUAUUUGGUUAAACUGAUUUAUUUUCGCUCCAAAAAUUAUCAACAUUCCAUGAUCAAUGAUUGAUAAAGAAAACACAAAGCCAAAACAACAUCUCAGCACGUAGUGGAAACAGUUAUUGUCAUGGCCUGCCAAUUAUUAAAUCGGUAUCAAAUGGUUAUGAUUUAGUUAUUGGCAUACUAUAAUUUUUUAAAACACCAAAUUAAGAUUUUAAGUAUAAAUUUACAGAAAUGCCAAAAAAAUCAGAUUCGUUUUCUGAUUCGAAUUUGGCUGCAGCCAUAAUAGCAGUGGACAGUGGGAUGUCAAAAAAGGCUGCUGCCAAACAGUUUGGAGUUGCUCGGUCAACUCUUCAGUUUAGAAUGAAAAAUAGGGACAAAGAAACUUUUUCAUGUGGACCUUCAAGUGUUCUGAGUGUUGAAGAGGAAAAAUCACUUGUCAAAUGGCUUCUCGACUGCUGCAAAAAAGGAUUUCCCAGGCGACGUGAGGAUCUACAACAAAGCGUCAAAAUGUUUUUGGAUGACCAGGGAAGAUCCAGUCCAUUUACAAAUAAUUUGCCUGGAAUAACUUGUUAUAAAUCAUUUUUAAAAAGAAAUCCUAUAAUUUCAAAAAGGACCAGUGAGCAUGUGACGUCUGCUAGUGGAAAUGUGAGUGAAACAAACAUAAAAAAAUGGUUUGAUGACAUAUAUCAAUAUUUAACUGAAGAAAAAAUAGCAGAUAUACUGAAUGACCCAGCUAGAGUAUUUAAUGGUGAUGAGACUGGUUUUUCUCUCUGCCCAAAAACAAAAUCUGUCUUAGGCCCAAGAGGGGCAAAAGAUAUUUAUGAAAUAGCUAAAGGUAAUGAAAAAGAAAAUAUAACCGCCAUGUUUACAUUUAAUGCUGCGGGUCAGAUGUGCAACCCAAUGAUUAUUUUUAAAUAUCAAAGAAUACCUCAAAAUAUUAUUGAUACAAUACCGACCAAUUGGGGAGUUGGGCGAUCAGAUACAGGAUGGAUGAAAGCAGAAGUUUUUUAUGAAUACAUUGGAAAUAUUUUUUACCCAUUUCUUGUUGAAAAUAAUAUUCAAUUUCCAGUCAUUUUAUUUGUUGAUGGGCAUAAAAGCCACUUGACAUAUCAAUUGAGUAAUUUAUGUUCUCAAUUAAAAAUAGUUUUGAUUGCAUUAUACCCUAAUGCUACCAGGAUUUUGCAACCUGCAGAUGUAUCUGCAUUUAGGCCUUUAAAAUCUGGAUGGAAAAAAGGAUUAUCAGAAUGGCGAAAUCAGAAUCCCACCAGUUCAGUGACAAAAAAAGAUUUUGCACCUAUACUUGAUAAAGUAUUAAAAAACACAGUGAAAAGUAGUGUUUUGAUAAAUGGCUUCAAAGCAUGUGGACUCUUCCCUUGGAAUAAAAAUCAAAUAGAUUACCAAAAAUGUUUGGGAAAAAAUUAUAAUUCUAGUGCAAAUGGUUCAACAAGUAGUACUGUCACACACACUGACAAUAAUAAUAAUAAUCUAAAUUUAAAAGAAUUUUCGGAUAUUAUUGGCAUUGAAACUCUAGAAAAAUUCAACAAUAUACAUAAUGUUGUUGAAACUGAAAAUUUUUCUGAAGAGUUUUUUAUUUUACAUCGAGUUUAUGAAAAAUUAAAAAAAGAUGAUCAAUUCAACACCGAAGUUGACCUUCAAAUAGAAAAAUGUAAUGCAGAUCAGUCCUUGUCUGGUAUUUGUGCAACAAGAUCUUCUGAAAACUCAUUGAGUAUGCAAAAUCAAUUGGAAAAAGAAAUUAUUGAUAUCCCAUCACCAAUUCACCAUCCAGAAACAAUAAUGAUUCCCAGUGAAAAUCAAGUAAUUCUAAAAAAAUUAGAAAUAUCACCUAUUGAGUCUUGUCUUAUUUGGCCUGUGACACCUGAAAGAAAAAGUUUAAGAGUAACAGAAAGAGUACCAUUUGUAAUAACGUCAAAAAAUUGGAAAAACUUAUAUGAACAAAAAGAAAAUAAGAAACGGUCUAUUGAUCAAGAAAAAGAAAUGAGAAAGAAAAUAAGGGUAGAAAACAAAAUGUUGAAAGAAACAAAUUCAAACAAGACAACUAAAAGAAAAAUUGUAAGGAAUUUAUUUUCAGAUUUUAGUAAAAAUAAUAAACCAUCAGAAACAGUUACUAGUCAAACUAUUAAUUUAGAUACUCCAAUAUUUAAGAACUCAGAUAAUAUUGAUGAUACCAUUGAUAUAGUUUUGGCUCAUGAACUAUCUAAUUCACCAAACCCUCAAAGCUAUAAUAAUAAUAGUUGCAUACUUGAAACAGGAUAUUGUAAGUUAUGCAAAAGUGAAAUAAAUAAAUAUGACUUGGGCAUUGAAUGUAACUUUUGCUGUAAUCAAUACCACCAAAGAUGUGCAAGCAAUGAUUCAAUUUGUAAUCUCAGUAGUGAUGAAACACUUUUUAUUUGCCAAAUUUGUGAAAAAUCGGUAAUUGUUAACUAAGUUAUAGGUAUUUACCUACUUUAUUGUUAAUUUGUUUAUUUUUAUUUUAUAUUGUUUAUGGUAUCUUUAAAUUACCUAUCUUACUUUGUAAAGUUUUAUAAAUUUACAUUUUUUGAGUAUCUACCUAGGUAAGGAGGUAAUUAAUUUAAUAAGUACUGAUAUUUCUUUUAUACCUUGAUAUUUCAAUUAACUCAGAUACAUUUUUAUAUAUUUGUUAUUAGUUUUAUUAUUCUUGAACAAUUUAUUUUGGUUUUUUCUUAUAUUAACUAGUUUUGAAGAGUUUUUCAUAUUUUUUUUUAUUAUUAUUACUAUUCAAAGUUCUAUCAAGAACCUACCUAUUUGGUGCUUAAUUUUGUUUUAUUAAUUAUACUUAAGUGGUUUUUAUUUAUUAACUUAGCUA